Molecule: messenger RNA, 1095 nt
Organism: Symbiodinium necroappetens
Lineage: Eukaryota; Dinophyceae; Suessiales; Symbiodiniaceae
Source: the annotation of a GenBank genome assembly
AUGGAGCGCAUCCUGACGUGCAUCUACAACAUCCCCAUUUGCGGUGGCUUCUGUGCCCCGACCCAGAGUCCGGAGAAGGGAAUCCUCCGCCACUUCUCGAAUGAGUACACCUUGCCAUUGGCUGGGGUCUUCAUGAAGCUGCGUGGCUGCCUUGAGACGAAUGCAUGCUGCCGACACUGCGGUGCCACGGGCAUCGCCUUCGGCAGAGCUCAUCGGCGUGGGCUCAUGGUCACGUCCUUCUGGAUCUCUUUCAUCGCCUGGCUGUUGAAUAUCUACGCAGUGCUGGCGUUGUCCCACAACGCCCAGGUGUUGAAGGCCACUGCCUGGGCCACCGGCACAUUUGGGUAUGGCGGGCCGUAUCUGGGUGCAAAGAGCUGGGUUGGACUCGGUGGCCGGGUGGAUGAAGUGGACUGCGGGAUGUCUGAGUACACCGAUGGCUGCAACAAAUGGUUCCGCGAAAAUGCGGAGUUGAUGAAGGAGGUAAGCCCGGGCCUUUAUCAACGAGUUGUAGCCUUCGGAAACACCAAGUCUUGUGCUGGCAACAUUGUCUACCACAACGCGAAAUUGGCAGACCUCGUUGCCGCGGCCACUAAUGAAACGGUCUACGCUGACACCGAGAUGUGCGAAGGUUGUGAGAAGUCUGCGGGCAACACCGUCAGCUUCGCCAUCAUGGGAAUUAUCACGCAGAUACCGCAGAUGACAACAGAUCUUCAGCGCUCUACCCGCUUCGGCGACGUCAACUGCCAGGCGACGAUGGGAGCGAUCACAUCCUGCUGGGGCACCUUCAGCGGCCUCACUUCCUUGACCUCUUUCAGCUACUCCUGCUGGAGGAAGUUUCCCCGGCUUGUGCGCGACAAGGUGGGCGACAUCGAGUACAAGUGGAGCAUGGGCCCAGGGUUUGCUUGCAUGCUCAUUGCCACGGUCCUCAAGCUCUGGGAUGCCCUGGCACAUGCUAUGGUGCCAACUCCGCUUGCCAGGCAGAGCAAGCCGCCCAAGGGUGUCGAGCUCUUCGAGUACAUGAGUAUGGCUGAGAAGCCACAGUCCGAAGAAUCUGAGGGGUCCCACACGGAGGAUUCCGACGAAGUGGGGGUGUAG